Molecule: messenger RNA, 2581 nt
Organism: Gigantopelta aegis
Lineage: Eukaryota; Metazoa; Mollusca; Gastropoda; Neomphalida; Peltospiridae
Exons: 3
Coding region: 867-2420 (517 amino acids)
Source: RefSeq, a predicted model, not a curated record
CAUGUAUACUACUUAAUUUGGCAUGCUUCGGUUCAAGAACUAUUUGGUUACCACAAAAUUACGAUACAGGUGUAUUACUACAUCGCUGUGACAUGCUUUUCAAUGUUUUAACAUCACACUGAACUUUGCCAUUUUUGGUUUGCGACUUUGGCCGGGUGAAUGUUAUGGUUACAAGUUUCGAUGAUACGACACGAUAUUACUUGAUUCAACGAUAUACUAUAAAGGAUUCAUCAAAUAUUAAUUGUAAUGAACAGUUUUAAACAAAAUGCUAGUAGUUUUUCGAUGUGAAAUAUUGUUUUUGUCGGAAUUAGAUGUGACCCAGAAAUGACAAAAAUAUUGGUGAAACAAAGAUGGCGUCGCGAAAAAACAAUGCCGAAGUUGCCCAUUACUUAAACCAGAUAAAGGCGCUAAAUUUGCAGGGAAUUGACACAGAGGAUGCCUUGACUACUUUGGUGGAAGAAUACUUCAUAGGCCAAGAAAAUGACUCAGAAGGAAUUUCAUCUGAUGACGAAUUAUUUUCCGAUGAAGAUGGAAAAGAUGAAGGGGAAUUCACUUUCAUUGAACCCGUGUUGGACAUUGCAUGUAAUGCAGAAAAAGAGAAUGAAGAGAUAUUUAGCCCCAAUGCUGGUAAAGUGGAUAAAAAGCUUUCAGGACAUUUUGUUUGCAAAUGCAAAUUACAAAAUGGUGGACCAUGCUCAAAGCAUUUUGACCAGCAGAAACUAAUUGAUAAUCGCACAGACCAUCUAGCCAUGGAUUCGAAGGAUUUGGAUAUGUGCAUCUUAAGCCAGAUUUCUGCCCACAUCCAUUGAGGCGAGACUACUGCCAAGUCCAAGCGGCAAGUUCAAACAUUACGCACUAAAUCAAGGAUGGAUUACAUGUUAGAAUCAAAAAAGAUUUGUCGUGAUACUUUCAUGUUCAUACAUGCAGUUUUCAAAGACCGGCUGUGUUCACUCACUCGGUAUUAUUUGGAAAAUGGACUCACUGCACGCACACAUGGCAAUUCAUGUAAAACUCCCCAAAAUGCUUUUUGUAUUGAUGACAUUCAGAGGGUUGUGACAUUUGUUAAAAAUUUUGCUGAACAGAAUGCCAUUUUGCUUCCGGGUAGAAUACCAGGUUACAAACGUGAUGAUUUGAAACUACUGCCAUCAUCUGUUAGCAAAGCAACAAUACAUCGCCUGUACGAAGAAUCAUGCUCAAGUUUCGGAGUUCGGGUGGUAGGAAUCAAAUCCUUCUAUGUGUUUUGGAAGCAGUAUGUUCCGAACAUUUUACCAAUGAAACCCAUGUCAGACUUGUGCUGGACAUGCCAGAAAAACAGCAAUCUUUUAAUUAAAGCUGCAAAUCUGCCAUUAGAGUUGAAGACUGCUGCUGUAAAAUCUGCUGAGGAACAUCUCUUCCGAGCCACCCAGGAGCGAUCACUCUAUACAAGUAAAGUGAAAAGCUGUAAAGAUGUCUUCACAAUGGAGGGCAUCACAGAUCUGGAAGCUCCUGGAAAUGUCGUUGCUGAUUGUUCUCGCACAUUCGAGGCACACUACAGCUUUGAUUUUGCUCAACAGAUCCACUAUCCAUACAACCCCAUGCAGCCCGGACCAAUUUUUUUCAAAACCCCUAGGAAAAUUGGUGUUUUUGGGAUGAUGACAGAAGGACUGGCCAAAAUGGUACUCUUUCUUUUGGAUGAGGCAUCGUCAACAGGUAAAGGGGCAAACUGUGUCAUCAGCCUUCUGAAUUUCUUUUUCGAGAAUUAUGGAUUGAAAGAAACAGUGUGCCACUUACAUGCCGACAACUGUUCAGGCCAAAAUAAAAAUAAUGCAAUGAUGCAUUAUCUAGCUUGGCGGGUGAUUACGGGAAAGCACAAGAAGAUUACUUUGUCCUUCCUUCUUGCCGGCCAUACCAAGUUCGGCCCAGAUUGGUGUUUUGGACUGUUUAAGAAAAAACUAAAGUCAUCGAAAGUGGAUUGUUUAAAGGAUGUUAAAACUGUGGCCAAACAGUCAUCCCCAGCAGGCAUCAUUGUUCCACAGCUGUGCGGCGAUGAAGGUGGUCGAGUGUUUACUCCAAUGUACUCUUGGGACUCUUUCUUCUUUCCUGGCAUAUUUAGAAAAAUGCCUGCCAUAAAAAACAUACACCACGUGGAGUUUUACCCCGAUGGGAGAAUUUUGUGCAAAGACUUUGCUGAUAGUGAGACGGUGGAGCAUAACAUUUUAAAAGUUCAGCCAUCCGAAGUACCGCGUGAACUACCACCCCAAAUAUUUCCAUCUGGACUGUCUGUUGAUCGGAAAAACUAUCUGUUUAAGGAAAUUCGCCCUUUUGUGGCAGAACAAUUUCAGGAUCUAGUGUGCCCUAGACCUAGAACGGACAUGGAUGAGGCAGUGCGUGGCCCUGGUCGUCGUCUCAAAAAAGCAAAGGGACUUGCUGCUAGGAAAUGAAUAUUCUGACACUCGAUGACUGCGAAAACUAUUCAUUUUAUUUUGUAUAUAUGUUUUAAGACGUAAUAUAGUGUUAAUAUAAAAUAAUUUUGCCAACCCUGUGUUAUAGUUAUUUUUAUAGCAGACAGAAUAAGCUUUCUUUUGGUAUAUUACAAUAUCUU